UUGGAAAAUUAAGAGGAAUAAAGAAAAAUAAAAAUCGUGUAUAGAGCAUGCGUGUGCGUGGAUCGAUUCCUAAGGAAACCGAGAAGCUUUACCGCCUCAACUAUUGUAGUCGAUAACAACAAUAUUGCGAAUUUGCGAUCACCCAUAUUUUCAAUUAUUUUCACCCAAAUUUUUAAUAUUUGUUCGCAUAUAUGCUUGGAUUUGUUGGAGGAAUUUGCAGGUGAGUCAGUUCAAUGAAAGAAGAGGAAGAAGACAGGGUUUUACUGAGUGCUUUAGGUGUCACGUCAGCCAAUCCAGAAGAUAUUGAGCGUGACAUCAUAGAGAAGGCGAGAGAAGAUGCAGGAGACUCUGAUAAAACUGCUGAAGUCAAAGAGGAGGAACUUGAUGCAGUAAAGAGCAAUGGGACCUCAUCUCACGGCCAUGGUAACUUGGUUAACAAAUUGAGGGCAGUCAAACUUGAAUUAGAUGCUGUUAGAUCUGCUGUGGAACAGUUAGAGAACUUCAAGAGAGACAAGGAUCAACUUUCAGAUGAGGAUGACAAGGCAGAGCAGCAUAAUGCAGAAGGGGAUACAAUUGUUCUGCAGUCAUCUUCAAGUGUGACCCUUCAGCAUGCUCUUGCUGCAGAUCGAUUAGAAAGCCUGAUAAAAACGAGGGCACAACUUGAGAAAGAAAUUUCAGAAUCUUCUAAGAGUAACCAAGAUGACGACAGGUUGAUAAGAAACCUUGUAAAAGAAGCGCCCAAAUCUAAGCGAGGGUUGAAAGAGGUUGAUAAUAUAAGUCGUAAUAAGAACAAACGGCUUAAAAAAGUUUCAGUUGAUGAUGAUGAUGAUUUUGAAGCCAUUUUGAACGCAGCAUCUGCGGGGUUUGUGGAGACUGAAAGGGAUGAGCUAAUUCGGAAAGGAAUUUUGACUCCCUUUCACAAGCUUAAAGGAUAUGAACGCCGUAUUCAAGAACCAGGGUCAUCCAGUAGACACAUGGCAUCUGAGGACCCAAUGGAAUCUAAUGAUCUUGCUUCCUCAAGCAUAGCCAGGGCUGUCCAGUCAAUGUCAAAGGCUUCAAAAGCACGUCCAACAACCAAGAUGCUUGAUCCUGAAGUAGUACCGAAACUUGACCCACCCAGCUUCCCAUUUCAAAGGCUCCAGAUACCUUUGAAGAUCCCUCAAUCCCUCAAAGCAGAGUCAGAGAAGGUAAAAGAAAUCACAAGAAAGAAAAGAAGGCCUCAGCCUGGGAAAAAGUGGAAAAAGUUGGCCUCUCGUGAGGUAAAACUUGAGGAAGACGGAGAUUUGAGGACUUCCAAUAUUGAUGGUGAUGAAGGAUCGUCCUUUGUAACUCUUGAGGGGGGAUUAAAAAUCCCAGAAACUAUUUUUGGCAAACUUUUUGACUAUCAGAAGGUUGGUGUCCAAUGGUUAUGGGAACUUCAUUGUCAAAGAGCAGGUGGAAUAAUUGGAGAUGAGAUGGGCCUUGGUAAAACCAUACAGAUCUUGGCCUUCCUCGGAUCAUUGCAUUUCAGUGGAUUGUACAAACCCAGCAUUAUAAUUUGUCCAGUCACACUCCUGCGGCAGUGGAAGCGAGAAGCUAAGAAAUGGUACUCAAACUUCCAUGUGGAGUUAUUACAUGAUUCUGCCCAGGAAACACACAGUAGGAAAAAGCAACCAAGAUCAAGUGAUAGUGAUUGUGAUACUGAUGAAUUAAGUGACAGUGAUUAUGAAGAAAAAUCAUCGUCAAAAAGUACUAACAAGUGGGAUUCUUUGAUAAAUCGUGUCAUGAGAUCAGAAUCUGGACUGCUGAUAACCACAUAUGAGCAACUUCGUCUGCAAGGGGAAAAAUUGCUUGAUAUUGAAUGGGGAUAUGCAGUUUUAGAUGAAGGACAUCGAAUUCGGAAUCCAAAUGCUGAAGUCACUCUUGUUUGCAAACAGUUGCAGACUGUUCAUCGCGUAAUAAUGACUGGUGCUCCUAUUCAGAACAAGCUAUCUGAGUUGUGGUCUUUAUUUGAUUUUGUGUUCCCUGGGAAGUUGGGUGUCUUGCCAGUAUUUGAGGCAGAGUUUGCAGUACCCAUAUCCGUUGGUGGUUAUGCUAAUGCAACUCCAUUACAAGUAUCCACUGCCUACAGAUGUGCUGUUGUCCUACGUGACUUGAUCAUGCCUUAUCUCCUACGUCGAAUGAAAGCGGAUGUGGAUGCUCAGCUUCCAAAGAAGACUGAACAUGUCCUCUUCUGCAGUCUUACGCAUGAGCAGCGAUCCGUGUAUCGUGCUUUUCUGGCUAGCUCAGAAGUUGAACAAAUUUUUGAUGGAAGCAGAAACACUUUAUAUGGAAUCGAUGUUAUGCGUAAAAUUUGUAACCAUCCGGACCUUCUUGAGAGAGAACAUUCUCAUGCAAAUCCAUAUUAUGGGAAUCCCAAACGCAGUGGAAAAAUGAAAGUUGUUGCUGAAGUACUUACGCAUGAGCAGCGAUCCGUGUAUCGUGCUUUUCUUGCUAGCUCAAAAGUUGAAAAAAAAAAUGAUGGAAGCAGAAACCCUUUAUAUGGAAUCGAUGUUAUGCGUAAAAUUUGUAACCAUCCGGACCUUCUUGAGAGAGAACAUUCUCAUGCAAAUCCAGAUUAUGGGAAUCCCAAACGCAGUGGAAAAAUGAAAGUUGUUGCUGAAGUACUUAAUGCAUGGAAAGAGCAGGGACACCGCGUUCUUCUUUUUACGCAAACAACUCAGAUGCUUGACAUCAUGGAGAAUUUUCUUGUUGCCGGUGGCUAUAAUUACAGGAGAAUGGAUGGUUUGACUCCUGUGAAACAAAGAAUGGCUCUGAUAGAUGAGUUUAACAAUACAGAUGAUGUUUUCAUUUUCAUCUUAACAACCAAGGUUGGUGGUCUGGGAACAAACUUAACUGGUGCGAACAGAGUGAUAAUCUUUGACCCUGACUGGAAUCCCUCAACGGAUAUGCAGGCUAGAGAACGUGCAUGGCGUAUUGGUCAGAAAAAAGAUGUAACAGUUUAUAGAUUGAUUACUCGUGGAACCAUUGAAGAGAAGGUUUAUCAGAGGCAGAUAUAUAAGCAUUUCCUUACCAAUAAGAUAUUGAAGAAUCCGCAGCAGAGAAGAUUCUUUAAAGCCCGAGACAUGAAGGAUCUUUUCAUAUUGAAUGAUGAUGGUGAUGGUGGUUCUACUGAAACAUCUAGCAUUUUUAGCCUGUUAUCUCAAAAAGUAAAUGUUAUUGGAGCUAGCAAUGAUAAGCAGGAUGAGUCGAAAUCCCUGAAAUCUAGCACAUGCAAAACUGAUGAUUUAAUAAUUGAUUUGCAAAAAAACGAGGUAGGUAAAAGUAUUGGUCAGGACAACGCCAGUCUCAGUGAUGAGAAAGCAGAUGAAGAGACAAACUUUUUGCAGAGUCUCUUUGAUACUCAUGGUAUUCAUAGUGCUGUGAACCAUGAUGCAAUUAUGAAUGCGAAUGAUGAAGAGAAGCUGAAGCUCGAGGAGGAGGCCUCAAAGGUUGCCCAAAGAGCCUCGGAAGCGUUGCGACAGUCACGAAUGCUACGGAACCGAGAAAGUAUAACUGUUCCAACAUGGACUGGCAGAUCAGGAGCUGCUGGUGCACCAUCAUCAGUGAGGAGGAAAUUUGGCUCUACAGUUAAUUCGCACUUGGUGAGUUCAAAGCAACCAGAAGUAGUUUCAAAUAAUGGUGCCAGCAAGUUAAAUGGAUUUGCUGCUGGGGUGUCUUCUGGUGAAGCCUUAUCCUCGGGAGAGUUGUUAGCUAGGUUAAAAAGAAACCAAGAAGAAGCUGUCAGUGAUGGGCUUGAACACCAGUUAGCCAUUGGUACACCCUGCAAUGGAAGAGAACGGUCAGCAGCUAAUGGGCAUUCUAGAUCAGCAAGCAAUGCUGGAGUACUUCCAGAACUUCUGAUUCGUCAAAUCUGUUCUUUCAUUCAGCAAAAAGGUGGGAGCUCAACUUCAGCCAGCAUAGUGGAUCACUUCAAAGACAGGAUACCUUCAAAAGAUUUGCCUUUGUUCAAGAAUCUUCUCAAGGAGAUAGCUUCGUUGGAGAAAAACCCCACUGGAUCAUAUUGGGUUCUGAAGCCAGAAUAUCAUGAUCAAUAAUAUCCUCUGAGGUUGUUCUUCUUGGAAACCUUGUUCUCUUUCACGAUUCAAUGGGACCUUGUCAUAUCUUCUGGACUUGCUAGGACUGAAUUCUUCACUCAUUUGAAGAUGGCGUAUAUGCUUUGUGACUUGCAGCUUGACUAUAGGGCCUUAGUUUGUUUUAGCUAAUAGGCUCUGGUAACGUUUUUGAUGUACAGUGAACAUUACUUCGGCUUUAAUUUUGAAUGAGGAAGGUCGGAUGCCGCGGACAUGAAAUGCAUUGCCACACACCAGCUGGUGAGAGUGAAGUAUUUUGA
Salvia miltiorrhiza (redroot sage) is the source of this 4372-nucleotide messenger RNA. RefSeq names its product protein CHROMATIN REMODELING 8. Gene Ontology annotation, cellular component: nucleus. The transcript is spliced from 8 exons. NCBI's taxonomy places the organism in Eukaryota, Viridiplantae, Streptophyta, Magnoliopsida, Lamiales, Lamiaceae. Gene Ontology annotation, biological process: transcription-coupled nucleotide-excision repair. Gene Ontology annotation, molecular function: ATP binding; ATP-dependent chromatin remodeler activity. The record is from RefSeq and is a predicted model, not a curated record. The coding region runs from base 234 to 4076 and encodes 1280 amino acids.